AUGGUGGACCCUACCACCACGACGAAGCCUGUGCACACGAUCGUCCUCGACGCCGGUCCGAUUCUCAAGAACAACCCCCCGCUUUCCACCCUUCUAGCGCAAUGCGAGGAACUCGUCAUCACACCCUCCGUCCUUAGCGAAAUCCGGGACCCCGACGCUCGCCAACGAAUUGAAACACUCUACCUGCCAUUCUUGAAGCAGCGCAGCCCUUCUCCGAAGAGUUUCAGCGUGUUGAGCGAGUUUGCAAGAAAGACUGGUGACAGGGCCGUGCUGAGUAGGACCGAUAUUGAGGUUCUGGCCCUUGCAUAUGAGAUUGAGUGCGAGCGGAAUGGCGGUGAUUGGAGGUUACGGAGUGUCCCUGGUCAGAAACAGGUAAAUGGCAAGCCUCCUGUCAAGGUAGUUGAGAAAGAAGCGGAAGAGGCGCAGGAGGCUGCAAAGGCAGAGGAAAACACAGAAGCUCCCACGGCGAAACACAUCUCGGACGCCUUGGAAUCCACAAAGCUCGGGCAAGAAGAGCAGGAGCAGGGUAAAGAAGCGCCCGCGGCGACAAAACCCGAAGAAACCAAGUCUGACGAGGCGGAUAUUCACGCUGAAACUCCUGCGGACCAGACUGAAGCCGGAGAGGAGGAGGAGGAGGAGGAUGGAGCUGCCUCCGAGUCAGAUGGUGAAGAGUGGAUUACACCAUCAAACCUGAAGAAGCGCCAGGCCCGUGACGAAGCCGGUUCAGCAACUGCUGUUCCGGAGCCUAAGGUGAUGCAAGUCGCUACGAUGACCACGGAUUUUGCGUGUCAAAAUGUGUUGUUGCAGAUGAACUUGAACCUCCUGUCUACAACCACCCUGCAGAGGAUCAAGCAUCUCAAGUCAUUCAUCAAACGCUGCCACGCGUGCUUCUCGACUACCAAGGAUAUGAACAAGCAGUUCUGCCCGCGAUGCGGUGGAGAUACUCUCACCCGUGUGUCCUGCACAACUGACGCCAACGGCCAGUUCAAGAUGCACCUAAAGAAGAAUAUGCAGUGGAACAACCGAGGAAACCGGUUCAGCGUCCCUAAACCGGUCCACGGCAGCGCCAACGGAAAGUGGCAAGGUGGUGGCGGCAAAGGAGGUUGGGGAACAGAGUUGAUCCUCGCUGAAGAUCAAAAGGAAUACACCAGAGCUACAGCCGAGCAGAACCGACGGCUGAGAAAGGAGCGAGACUUGAUGGACGAAGAUUACCUUCCGGGUAUUCUGACCGGAGAGAGGAGCAAGCAGACUGGGCGUCCGAGAGUGGGUGCUGGCCGCCAUGUCAACUCCAGAAAGCGAUAA
Messenger RNA from Aspergillus calidoustus, 1302 nucleotides. Lineage: Eukaryota; Fungi; Ascomycota; Eurotiomycetes; Eurotiales; Aspergillaceae. The record is from the annotation of a GenBank genome assembly.